UGGAGGAGCCGUUUGUAUGCGUUUUCUCUUUCCGCUCAGAAUUCGACCGUUGGAGCAACACACGAUACUAUCCGUUACCCAAAAAAGUGGGUUCCAAUUCCAACUACUAGUUGACCUUCGCACUUGGACAUCCCAGGCAAAUCUGAACAUUAAUCUCAGUUUGUAAAGAGAUUCACACACACACACACACGCGAACACCGACUGAUUGCGUGAGAAAGAAAAGAAGAAACACCCACUUUGUGUGUUUCCUUGUGGAAAGAAUGGUUGCAAGAAGCCCACCAAAGCAGCAGAGGAGGACGGCGGUGGUGGUGGCGCCGCCGCCCCUCAGUCCCACUCUUCUCAGGGAGACGGUUAAGAAGGUGGAUAAGUGUAUGGCCCGAUUGCAAGAGCUUCAACGCACAGUCAAUGGUGGGAGAAAAGUGGUGUCUGGUGUGAGUUUGAGUCCUCGCAGUAGCAGAGGCUAUUUACGAACAAGUCUCCGUUGUAAACAGGAGUCUCUCAGGAUAAAGAAUGCUAAUUCGCGAAGGUCUCCUACUGGAAAACUGCCAAUAUGUACAGAGGAGUGGCAAAGGAUGUCGUUGCCAGCAAUGCUUCUGGGAGAAACAAUGGGGGAAAUUCUACAAGCGAGUCAAUUUGCAAGAAACAUAGUGGAUGCAGUGUCUUCCAAGGCCAGAAAACCGGCAAUCGAUGACCCGAAAACUCCACUGGCUGAGAAUAGAAAGCAAAGAUCACCUACUUUGGAAAACUCGGGACUUCAAGCACGGAGGAGGAGAGAGAAACAAGUUGUGCUGCAGACGGUACGGUCCGAGUCCAAUGUGCCGUCUCUUCAAAGAGCUAAGUCUAGAAUAAACUUCAAGGGUUCUUCACCUGUGCAGAAUGGGAUUAGAGAGUGUGAUAAGGAGAACUGCAGGUACAUAGCCAACAGAAUUUCCCCGAGGAAUAAGCCGUGGGCUAGAAAGACAGUCCUAUUCCCCAAUCCGUUAUUUCAUUCAUCGCCCACGUCGAAGCAUCAGAAGUUUUGCAAGACUAAGUCGCCGGUGAUUGCAAGGAACCGACAAACUCCACAUAAGUUUUUGAUCAAGUCCCCUCCUGCUGCUGCCUCAAAGUUCCAAGUGAAGAUCAAAAGCCCUCCUCUCUCUAUUUCACCAACGCGGGCAGCCAAGAAAUCGCCAAAGGCGGCAUCAUCAACUGCAGCCAAGCUGCGACGAUCGUUUUCACCAUCCAGGCUGGCAAACAGGCUGGUUUCACCACUGAAAAGCAGAAAAUCUGUACAGAAGAAUGAGGAGGCGAAGAUAAUGAGUGGACUCAAGCAGCGUCCGAUGUCUUUCUCGAUCCGGUUCUCUCCUCGAAGGGCCUGAAAGUAUAUGUCUUCUUGUUGCUUUUAUAAGAUGGAGAUGUUCUUUGAGUUACAGAUAUUUCCUCAAUGUCCACUCUUGUGUAAAUUCUCUCAUAUUUGGUUGAUUCAAUUGAUAAAAGAUAUGUUUUUCAUCAUUUAACAAAUGUUGAAACUGAGGGUGUAUGCUUGAAUUUUCAAAAUAUAUAAUUACAGAAAA
Sesamum indicum (sesame) is the source of this 1553-nucleotide messenger RNA. It is a transcript of the gene ATN, whose product is annotated as cyclin family. Gene Ontology annotation, molecular function: microtubule binding. The record is from RefSeq and is a predicted model, not a curated record. Gene Ontology annotation, cellular component: microtubule associated complex; preprophase band. NCBI's taxonomy places the organism in Eukaryota, Viridiplantae, Streptophyta, Magnoliopsida, Lamiales, Pedaliaceae. Gene Ontology annotation, biological process: cytokinesis by cell plate formation; regulation of phragmoplast microtubule organization.